Spea bombifrons (plains spadefoot toad) is the source of this 2535-nucleotide messenger RNA. It is a transcript of the gene REC8, whose product is annotated as REC8 meiotic recombination protein. The record is from RefSeq and is a predicted model, not a curated record. NCBI's taxonomy places the organism in Eukaryota, Metazoa, Chordata, Amphibia, Anura, Pelobatidae. The transcript has 19 exons. Gene Ontology annotation, biological process: mitotic sister chromatid cohesion; replication-born double-strand break repair via sister chromatid exchange; synaptonemal complex assembly. Bases 188 to 2416 code for a protein of 742 amino acids. Gene Ontology annotation, cellular component: cohesin complex; synaptonemal complex. Gene Ontology annotation, molecular function: protein binding; chromatin binding.
UUACAUUGGGGUGCAGCGUGUUUAGUGUAUAGGCUCACAUACGUGUUUACACGCUAGACGUAAGCAAGAACACACAUACAAACUGAAGGCUAGGGAUAGAUGCCAACAUUUGAUACAUCUGGGUUACAAAGAUAAGCCAAGGGAAUCGCUGGAGGAACGAUACCGGGAUACAUAACUCUCUGCCACCAUGUUUUAUUACCCCAAUGUGCUGCAGCGCCACACCGGCUGCUUCUCCACCAUAUGGUUGGCUGCAACACGUGGUGCUAAGAUUUUAAAACGAGAAUACAUGAAAGUGAAUGUGAUCAACACGUGCCAGAAGAUCAAGGAGUACAUUCUCCAGCAAGUCCCAGCUCCAUACAUAGGUUCUGACGUUCCUCGACUCUCACUGUACCUGUCUGCACAGCUGAGCUAUGGAGUGGUUUGUGUUUACCACCGCCAGUGUGACCUGCUUAUAGAGGAGAUAAAGAGCAUUCUGGAACGCUUGCAUAGGGCAGAGAAGCAAUUGAAGAUCGAUUUAUUGCAGCCUGAUCAACAGGUUCUACUUCCUGAUCCUCUCAGAGUCAUGGAGAUGUUGGAAAAUGCCCCUGAUCCAUUCUUUGGAAUGAUGGGGAUUCCCCCUGAACUCCCUGAUCCACUGAUGAUCCCUCAGAUUCGCUCGCUUUUGGAAAUGCCAAGCCCUGAAAUCAGCAGAAGGGAGAAAACCCCGCCAAGAUUGAAGAGAGCAAGAAAAGAAGAUGUUGACCAUGUGACGUCACCAGAAAGUAUAACUCUGCGAGAAGUGGAACUGGUGGCCAUGCCAGAAAUGGAGGUUGUCCCUGAUAUCCCAGAAGUGAGUGUCCAUGAUUUGGAGUUUUUUAUGUCUGAUCUCCCUCCAUUCCCACAAGAGGAUGUCGUACCCGAGCCACGAUUGAGAGAGACAAUCAAACCAGAUAAGGAGCCAAAAGAGAAGCCAAAGGAAAGAGAGGAGAAACCCAAAGAACCAGUUAAAAUAGAUGUUCAGCUGGAAGAAGUAGAGCGAGAAAGAGAGCGUCUCCUCAAGUCAAUUUUGAGAGAAAGAGAGAUUCUCUGGGAAGCAGAGAGAGAAAGAAUGAGAGAGAUACAGCGCAAAAGGGAAAGCGACUACCAAAAAAUGAUGGCAAGAGACAAAGAACGCCUGAGAAAAGCUUUAGAAGAAAUAAAGCGCCUCAAGGAAGCUGGAGCCGAGAGUGAAUUGGUGAAAGAAAAAAUAAAAGAAAUAGAGCGUUUAAAAAAUUUACUGAAGAAAAGAAAAGAGGAAUGGGAGGCUGAGAGAUUAAGAGAACAGCUCAGAGAGAGUGAAAGAGAGAGAGAGCAUAUGCAAGAGACACAGCGGGAUCGCGAGCGGCUAGCAGAGGCAGAAAGGGAGAUUGCACGUCUUAGAAGAAUCCUUGAAGAGAGAGAACAGGAGAAGAAGCCUUUUGAAGCUGAUGAGUCUGCUGAUGUUGUACGCAAGAUGGAAGCUGAAACAUUAACAGUCAAACUAUCUCCUACUACACGUCUUCGAGAAGAGACAAUCCCAGAGCUUGAAGGUCCUAUUCUUCUGGAUGAAACUACAGGACAGCCAAUCUUAUUUUUCCCAGAAAUAAGCUCAGAGCGAUCCCCUCUGUUAGUCUCGCCUCUGCUUCCCCCUACAGGUCCCAGCAGUCCUCAGCUGAUGCUGCCGGAAGUUGAUGUCUCCCAGCCCUCUGUUCCCUUGCAUGUUGUGCGAGAAAGCCAUCUUAUUAUAGACAAAGUGACCCAGAUUGACCGUAAAAAGAUGGAGGAGCAGAUUAAGAUGCCACAUUUACUAACAAAGGAAGCGGUGCCUGUGGCAAUUCCUCACAAAAACCUUAGGACUCUAGAAACUCUUUUCAACCGUCCAACCUACCCGCACUGGAUGGCUCCAGAACUGUCCGCAUUGUGGACUCGUGGUGCCAUGUUAGAACAAUUACCUUACACAGAGGAAAGCGAAGAGGAAACCAUGAGUGAAUUAGAGGUUGUCCGCGCAGUCACAGAAUCGGGAAUCAGCGCAUUAAUAUCGUCAGAAAUGUCAUUGGAGGUGUCCGAGGAGGAGCGUUCUCGGCCUCUUCACAUAACCCCUGAGGAGAGAAGGGCUAUCUCAGCCGAAGGUGAAAGGUUUCUUCCUAUAGUUUCUGAAAUGCCAGAGCUCAUCGUGGAAUUGCCUGAGACAGAUGAAGUUGUGAUGGAAGAUUUGCAAAGGAAGUUAUUUUCUGACAUCGAUAACCUCGGACAGUCUGAGUUUCUCAGUCUAACCCCUCGGUCGCUGUCUCGCUUGCUGGUCUCCAGAUUCUUUUACAGCUGCCUCGUGCUCUGCACACAGAGAAUCAUCCGCUUGGAGCAGGCUGAACCGUACGGACAGAUUCUCAUCACACCCGGUGAGCAAUAUGCGCACAAGUGAAGGCGUCAUGUCAUCCACCCGAACGUUUGUACCAAGCUUCAACCACCAAGUCUCAUCUUCAGAAGAGCACGUUUACAUUCUGUAUGGCAAUAAAUUCAGCUCUGCAUGUUAAUGACCAA